This is a messenger RNA of Syngnathus typhle (broad-nosed pipefish), 2303 nucleotides long. Its product is annotated as gastrula zinc finger protein XlCGF57.1-like. Gene Ontology annotation, molecular function: DNA-binding transcription factor activity; RNA polymerase II cis-regulatory region sequence-specific DNA binding. Gene Ontology annotation, biological process: regulation of transcription by RNA polymerase II. Lineage: Eukaryota; Metazoa; Chordata; Actinopteri; Syngnathiformes; Syngnathidae. The transcript is spliced from 3 exons. The record is from RefSeq and is a predicted model, not a curated record. The coding region runs from base 257 to 1885 and encodes 542 amino acids.
CCUUCCUUCCCCCCCCCCCCAGAUCUUUACACUUUGGUACCGCCCACUUUGGGAACCACUGAUUUAAACACUGAAACAGAAGCUAAUCGCCUUGUAUUCGGCUGCAACUUACGUGAGGAAUCGCAAACAUUAGCUACACUACAACGACGAAAGAGACAUCAGUGAAGCUAUCCAUCCUAAGCAGCAGGAGGAGCCAGAGCGACCUCACCUUAAAGAGGAAGGUGCGGGCAAAGAGCUCCAUCGCUUCAAUGAACUAAUGGAGCAGAAGUUUCUUUGCACCAUAAAAGAGGAGAAAGAACUGGAGCAGCCUUGUAAUAAAGAGGAGGGAGAGGACUCCUGCGACAUUAAAACAGAGGGAGAAGACACCUACGAUGUGAAAAAGGAGGAGGAGGCCUGCAAGAUGCCAUUGACUGGUGUCCCUUUCAAGAGUUUAGAAGAGGGUCAACAUGAGAUGAUCAGAGAAGGUGAUGGAGACGACUGUGGAGGAUCACAAGCAGCUCCACCAUCAGAGAGUCAUGACGUGUCGUCACAUGUUCCUGCUCCUGCCGAGUCUCAAAACAAACACUGGCAAUGUUCCCAGUGUGGAUUGUUUCAUGCUAAUAGCGAAGGUUUGAAAGAACACACAAAGAAGAAGUUUUCCUGCUCACUUUGUGGCCAAAUAUUCUGUCAGAAGAGAACCUUAACAAAGCACUCAAGCACUCACACUGGCGAGAAACCCUUUUCAUGCUCAGAUUGUGGGAAAAGAUUUUCAGCGAAGGAAAGCUUAAAAUUUCAUACACGAAUCCACACUGGUGAGAAACCUUAUUCCUGCUCAGUUUGCGGCCAAACAUUCUCUGUGAAUGCUAAUUUAAAAACCCACACAAGAACCCACACUGGUGAGAAACCUUUUUCAUGCUCAGAUUGUGGCAAAGGAUUUUCACGAAAGGAAAGUUUAAAAAGCCACAUAAGAACCCACACUGGCGAGAAACCUUUUUCAUGCUCAGAUUGUGGCAAAAGAUUUUCAGAGAAGGGAAGCUUGACAAGUCAUACAACAAUCCACACUGGUGAGAAACUUUUUUCAUGCUCAGUUUGUGGCAAAAGAUUUUCACAAAAGGAAAGGUUAAAAAGGCACACAAGAACCCACACUGGCGAGAAACCUUUUUCAUGCUCAGUUUGUGGGCAAAGAUUUUCAAUGAAGAAAACCUUAAAAAUUCAUACAAGAAUCCACACUGGUGAGAAACCUUUUUCAUGCUCAGAUUGUGGGAAAAGAUUUUCACGAAAGGAAAAGUUAAAAGUUCAUACAAGAACCCACACUGGUGAGAAACCUUUUUCAUGCUCAGAUUGUGGGAAAAGAUUUUCACUGAAGGAAAGCUUAAAAGUUCAUACAAGAACUCACACUGGCGAGAAACCUUUUUCAUGCUCAGUUUGUGGCAAAGGAUUUUCUCAAAAGCCAAAGUUAAAAAGCCACAUAAGAACCCACACUGGUGAGAAACCUUUUUCAUGCUCGGUUUGUGGCAAAAGAUUUUCACUGAAGUCAAACUUGAAAAUUCAUACAAGAAUCCACACUGGCGAAAAACCUUUUACAUGCUCAGUUUGUGACAAAAGAUUUUCACAUAAGGUAAGCUUGACAAUUCAUACAACAAUCCACACUGGUGAGAAACCUUUUUCAUGCUCAGAUUGUGGGAAAAGAUUUUCAGAGAAGGCAAGCUUAAAACUUCAUACAAGAACUCACACUGGCGAGAAACCUUUUUCAUGCUCGGUUUGUGGCAAAAGAUUUUCUCUCAAGUCAACCUUGAAAAAUCAUACACGAAUCCACACUGGCGAAAAACCUUUUACAUGCUCACUUUGUGGUCAAGCAUUCUCUUUCAGGGUAAGCUUCAUCAAGCACACAGGUACCCACACCUAACCCUCAGUCAGUUGGCAAAAAGUCUCUAUUGAGAAUUCCGAGUGUGUUGGGGAGAUGAGCAAGGAUCCAUGAAGUUGAACAAAAAGAAUUUGAACAGACUUUAUGCAUCAAUCAUGAUUCUAUUGUAUGUACCUUUUGAUUGCGAUGCUGAACUCCUUUCUUUUACUACAGUGUUUUAACUUUAGAAAUUAAUUUGAAAAUAGAGUUAACCGGCCUCGGCAUGAUCAUAGUUUUGUAUUUUGCAUUAUACUUGAUGUUUAUUUUGUUUUUAGUUGUGAUUUCUUUUAACUGUAAUUGGUUUUAAUUCAUAUUCAGGGCGAGUUGCUUCGUUUUUAUUAGUGUUAAGGGUUUUGUUGUGCUUUUCAUGUGAAUCAAUAAAUUGAAAAUUAAAUUCUUCUCAAAUAUGAUCCUAAUUUAA